Molecule: messenger RNA, 6706 nt
Organism: Lingula anatina
Lineage: Eukaryota; Metazoa; Brachiopoda; Lingulata; Lingulida; Lingulidae
Molecular function (GO): protein binding
Source: RefSeq, a predicted model, not a curated record
CUUGGCGACAGAGUGUUGUUGCACGGGUGCUUCUGGCUUGUUGCUAUUCAAUACUGGAAUAAUGUGAAAUGGCGACCUAGGUUUCCUGUUUGAUUUUUUGUUAAAGAAAUAGCGCACUAAACAGCAAAAAUGAGCCACGUCUAUGAAGGUCCCCUGGCUACUUACAAUAGCCUGAUGGACCGCCACUUGGCCGGGUACUUCAGCCAGACCAAGAAGAGAAAACACCUCCGGAAAGCUGGACUGAUCUCUAAAAGAGGAGAGGUGAUUUCUGAGGCAACAUUCCGCCUUAACAUGGCUCGCAAAGAGCACAAAAAGCACGUGAAGAAUCUUUUGGCGCAGGCAAUUGUGCACAAAACUCUAGACAUGGAGCGAACACGACAGGUGUCCAUACGCAAAAAAUUAGAGGAAAUUGCAAAGAUUGAACUUGUCAGGAGAGUGAGAGCUGAGAAGGCUAGAAAGGGAGAUGAGGACAUCCUCCCCUACCUGUCUCCCAGAGGGAAGGCGACAACACGACCACGAUCUGCUGCCAUGGAGCGCCAGCAGGCGAUGAGCAGAUCACGGGCCAGACCUACCAGUGCGCCAUCUGCUGACAGAAAAGGAAGGUCUCGUAGACAGGAGGAAGAAGAAGAGGAUGAUGGCUGGGAAUAUGAUGAACAGGAUAAAAAGUUACGACCAAUCUACAUUGAUGAAAAUGGCGUCCCUGUUCAUCCACGAGAAUUUGCACCAGAGGGUCAAAGUUCACCGUCCAGCUCGGGACACCGUUCGCCCUACCCCAAGGAGGAGAUUGAUACCAAGCACCUGUAUGCUCUGGACAACGUUGCCUUGAGAGAGUACACAAUGAAUAAUGAGGUUCUAGACCAGGGCAGAGGUGCACCAUCCCCAUACGUCAUCCCCUUGGUAGGGCUGGCCACACCUUCUCCGCCUGCCACCAGGAGGUCUCCCAGGACACAAGACAAGAGCAAGGCAAAGUCUCGCAAGUUUCGUUACAUUGCGACUGAUCCUUUGGGAAGACCACUGCACCCCAAGUCAAACAAGGGCUCCCUGAUGCUCCAUCGCCUGGAGCCCGCCAUGAUGCAUCAGGCGAGGGUCCAGUCCAUGUGUGAUGUCACCAUGCUGUAUAUUGGAGGCAACCUGAAGCUGGAGGCGGAGGGCAACGACCCCAUGCACGAGAUAAUUGUAGAGCAGCAGCACUGCGGUGGAAACACAUUGAAUGUGUUCAAGCAGAGGAUCCUUCCUGGGACAAGGUUCACCUUCACCUCAAGACGUCACAGAGGCUAUCCCUUCAGCCUGACCUUCUAUAUAAAUGGGGUCAAGGACAUUCGUCUCAGUGUCUGCUGUGAGUAUAAGCACAAGCCAGGCUACAGGCUAGGGGGAGCCACUGGGCACUUUGGUUUUGUGAAAACGACAGGAGCGGCACCGUGCUACAGGUGUCAGGUAGAGAAAGGGUUGCUCAUUGACUCCAGUCCCCCGCGCCCUGAAAAGAAACGUCCCUCAGAAGCCCAGCAGAAGAAGAAGAAUAAAAAGAAGGAAGAGAAAGACAAAGAGCACAAAGAGGAAGACACACAAUCUGACAAAGUUUUUGUGACUGAAGGCUCAGAUGAGGAAAAACACAAAAAAGAAGACGAUGACGAUAAACAUGACGAGGGGGGCGAGGAAGGGCACCCCCAGGGAGCAGAGGAUGGAGAGAAUGAAGAAGAAAAAGAGGAAGAAAAGAAGACAGUGUCUGACUCUCAUCAUAAAGAUGACGACGAAGAUAGUCGUCGUGGAGAUUUUGAUGAAUAUGAAGAUGAUGAUUUUGAAGAAGAAGAAAAACAGAAAGACGAAGAUAAAUAUGACGAAGAUUUUGAGGAUGAGAAAGAAGAAAAGGAAGAUAAAUCACAGCCUGAGGUCAAAGGUUAUGAUGAUGACUUCGAGGAAGAUGAAAGAACAGCCAAGAUGGUGUCCCAGGGUUCCAUUGAAGUACCAGUCCAGGACACGGAUGAUGAAAGCGUCAGAACUUCACGAUCAUCCAAAUACGACCAGGAGGAAGAAGAGCGUGAGAAAAAGAGACCAGAUCCCAUAGCUGAGGAGAAGUCAAGAGAAUCUGAAGAUGCAGAGACGAUCAAGUCCGAGGGCAGAGGCACAGAGGGAACAACUGGGAAAGCAGAUGACAGCGAGGAUGCACACUCUGUGAGGUCCAGCGCCUCCUCGACCCACUCAAAGAAAUCUGAUCAGUCAGUAAAAUCUGAGAAAAGUGACCGAUCUGUGAAAUCAGAGAAAAGUGAUCGUUCUGUGAAAUCAGAGAAAAGUGAUCGUUCGGUGAAAUCUGAGAAGAGUGACCGAUCUGUUAAAUCAGAGAAAAGUGAUCGUUCUGUGAAGUCUGAAAAGACUGACCGCUCUGUGAAAUCAGAGAAAAGUGACCAUUCUGUGAAGUCUGAAAAGACUGACCGCUCAGUGAAAUCUGAAAAAAGUGACAGGUCAGCAAAAUCAGCCAAGAGCGAUCGUUCAGCAAAGUCCGACAGAAGUGACAGAACAGUGACCUCACAAAAAAGUGAUCGAUCGGUGAAAUCGGACAAGAGCGAUGCUACUAUCAAAUCUGAAAGAAGUGAUAGAUCAGUCAAAUCUGACAGAAGUGACCAUUCCAAAAAAUCUGAUAGGUCAAACAAGUCGGACCGAUCAGAUAGGUCAAAGAAAUCUGAUAAAUCAGAUGUUUCAAAGAAAUCAGAGAGAUCACAAAGGAGCAUCAAAGAAGAAGAAAAACCAGUCACCCAUGCAGCAGAAGAAGCAGACGACACUGCAAGUGUCAGAUCUGAAGGAAAGGCCGAGUCCAUAGUUUCUGUCAAAUCAGAAGGAAAAGCAGAGUCUGUAAGAUCAGAAGGAAAAGCCGAGUCAGUGAAAUCAGAGAAAGCCGAGUCAGUGAGAUCAGAAGAAAAGGCCGAAUCUGUCAGAUCUGAAACCAAAGCAGAAUCAGUCAGGUCAGAAGAUAAAGCAGACUCUGUGAAAUCAGAAGAGAUGGGAAAGACACCAAAAACGGAGGAGAUAGAAGAUGACAGAGAAACAGUGAAAAGUGACACAAAAUCUGACAAUAAAGGAGAGAAGAAAGAAGAAGAAGAAGACAGGAGGAGCAGUGAUGAGGAGAAAGUAGCCAAGGCCAUGGAAAGUGUGCUGAAGUCAGAUGCCUCUGAUAAAGAAGACAAAUCAGAUUCUGAAGCAACAGAAACUGAGACUGAAACUGAGACUGAAGAAGAGAAGGAGAAAGAUACAACUACACCAGAGGAGACGGGCACAGCUGAAGAGACAACAACAGAGGCGGAAACUGCAGGUGAAACGGAGGCUGAGACUGAAGAUGAGAAAGAAAACGCCAAAAAAGAAACUUUUGAACUGAGCACCACAAAGCUUGGCGACAUUGGGGACCAACCACCUCAAGAACGUACAGGACAAAUCCGCCCCCUGGUGGAGGGAAAAACAGACAUUGACCUCACUAGUGUUGCCAUGACAGACGAACAGGUGAAAGAACUAAGUGGCAUCUUGGCGGAAAAAUCUGAUGCUAAAUCCAUCAAUCUCAGGAAUGGAACAAUGAAUGAUGACCAAAUGGAAGAAUUUGCCGCUGCUUUGAAGCAGACGCCGUCCAAAGUCGAGCUCCUCAACCUGAACCUGAACAAACUGGGUCCGCGGGGUGUGAGUGUGCUGGUUGAAGCACUCAAGGAGACUCCAUCGCUUCAGAUAUUACUGCUGAAUGAUAACCCACUGGGUGAUGAUGGGGUGGUGGCCCUUGCAGAAGGAUUGGCAGCCCCAGAAAUAGAUGAAGUUGAACAGCAGAAGAAAAGGGAGCAGAAGCAAAUCAAUAAACUUGCAAAACAUAUGGUCUCGCAUGCCAUUGACGAUGCACUGCGAUCGCCAUCUUUAAGUUCUUUGGUCAGCAGGGGGAGCAUGGACCACCGUCACGACAGCGCCUCCAGCGCCAGCAGCAGUGUGAGUUUAUACAGAGGCGCACAGCUUCACGAACUGGAUCUUGGGUCAUGUGACAUAAAGCUAGAUGGCGCCACAGCUGUGUCUCGCUUACUGGCCCAAGACAACAGCAUCAAAGUCCUCAAUUUAAGUGGCAAUCGCUUCAUCAGCACUGAUGGUUGGAAGAGGAUUGGGGAGGCCCUGAAGAAGAACGAGACGCUGAAGACGCUUGCCGUCAACUCUUGCAUGAUGGGAAAUGCAGGCCUGAUGGCGUUGUGUGACGGCAUCAAAGAGAACAAGUCCCUGCGCACAAUCGAUCUUGAAGAUAACGACAUCAGAGAUGUGUCGGCUCUCAAGUUGAGGGAGGCCAUUAAAGGCAACAAAAAUAUCCUAGAAGUUAUGCUUGGGCCAAACAAUGGCAUCAGUAAAAGUAUUGUCUCAGAUAUCAAAGAUAUUUUGAAAGAGAGGCAGUAAGGGAGGACUGGGAGUUAUUAGUUUGGCGUCACAUUUCUUGGUCACAUUAAUUGCUUAGAGUCAUUGGUCAAAUACUGCUAUUAACAAUGGUAUUGUGAUAGAACUUACUUGCAGCAAAAUCAGUGAUAUAUUGUAUUUUGUAUGAGAGCAUAUGUUGGCAUUGACAAUGGGGAGGGGAGUUAGAAUUCAGUUUUUUAUCCACAUUUUGGACUAGUACGUAGGAUUUCUAUGUUAUGGUGUUAUACUGGUCUAUGGUAAAAACUGGAAAAUUUUGUCAGUCUUGAAAAUUUUUGCCAACACAAUUUUUUUUCACUUUGAAAAUUUUGUCACACUUGAAAAUGGACCUUUCUGUAAUUUUGAAAAGUUUGUUGUCAAUAUGGGUGUGUCAGAUUCACAAAUUUUUAACUAUUAAUAAUUUUCAAGUGAUGAAAUUUUCUCAAGGUUUUACCUUAUACAGUGUUGUUAUGCUGUGAUGAAACAUGAAAAGGGCAAAUGAUUGUUGAUGUUGAUCUUGGAGGGGGGGGAGAUGAUUUGGGUGAUAUGAUAAGCAAGGGUUGAGUACUCCAUUUUGUUGAUAGAAUCAGGAUCUGGUUGUGCUGUUUAUUAGGUAUGCAGGCAUACCUCUUAGUCUAGCAGAUUUCUCCCUUUUAAAACCUCUUCUUUUUAGACUCCAGUACAGAAUGGUUCUGUUCAACAUAAUUUUAAUUGUUUAAGACAUUUAUCGGAAAGGCCGUCUCUUACCUGAAUGCUACAAACAACUUCAAAUGUCUAUAAUCUGUUUUCUUUUGAUGUUUUUUAAACAUUUUCUAUGGUAGUAAUGCUAGCUGUGAAAAUGUACAUAAUAUUUAUAUAUAAUUCUGUUGGAUUAGCGUGUUGAUAUGAGAAAGGAAGAAAUAAAGAGGCAUAUUAAUGGAGACCUUAUGGAAGCUGUUAAAUAUAUGUACAUAAAAGGGGCUUUUAAAGGGAACAUGUUCAGGAUUUUCCUGACAAAAAUACAAUCAGUCGCUAUACUACUUUGGGUUAAUUUAUGUAUGUGGUUUUGACUUUGACGCAUCAAAAAAAAUUUGUAAAAAAAAAGGAUGGGUAAUCAACUUGAUCUCUCUUAUAAAUUUUUCAAGUAGAAAUUAUUGUUGCAUUUUUGUGUAUAUUAAGCAUAUUAUACACAUGCAUCAUAUUUGGCUUUUACAACUUUUUAAGGAAUUGAUAAGAACAAGCUUCGUAUCCAGAAAAUUAUUUACUCAGUGAGCAUUGCUUAAAUAUAUUCAAUUAUGUAAUCUUAUUCACAUGGAUCCUUUCCUACAUAGGAAAAGGUGAAUUUAUACGCACUACAUCCAGAGAUUCUGAGUUUUCACUCAACCUUUUCCAUGCUCCUGUUCUGUGUUUGCAUCUAAAAUUAAGAACGGACACAGAAACUAAAAUUCAGGGUUGAUAUAUCUUGCUCUUUCUUCUUCAAGGUUGUGGAUGAGCCUGAUACGAGGCAUUGUUUUUUAUCUUACUUUUGAACCAUUUUUUUUAGAUUUUAUCAAUUAAAUGUUUAUUGGUUUAUCAUAAUAUUAUUUUAAUAUAUUAUUUAAUAUAGGGUAAUUGUAUUUUGUAGUAAGCAGAAUACACAUUCAAAACUCUAAAAACAUACAAUAUUAUUUAAAUAAAAUAUUUUCACAAACUUAAAAUUUUUGAAUGAAACUAGAUGUAAGUUUUAAAAAAUGAUUUUAGUGAUCACAUAAGUCCUAUCAGUACAAAGAUUUGAAUUGACUACAGUAACUGAAAUUCCUGAAUGUUAAUAUUCUCUUGGAAUCAUAUGUUGUACAGAAGAUAAAUGUAUGGUAAGGGCUUGAUUUUUUCGAUGGGGAAAAUCAUUGUCUUUAUUAUUAGUGAAGUAGAUUCUGUAAAAUUCACAUUUUUCCGUCGAAAAUAUCUAGUAAAUAUCUUCUAGUUGAUGCAGACAAGAUGAGAUCUCAAGUUGCAGGUGGUCAUAGAGUUCAGAUGUAAUGAAUUAUUCUUUUAUCUUUAGAAAUGCAUUGUAAAUGUGACAAUCAUUGCCAAAUAAAGUUAUAUUCAGCGCUGCAUGUUUACCUUUUGACAGCUCUCUUUGUUAGAUCUCUUCUUCAACAUUUUAAAAUUUUAAAGAAGAGUAUAUUUAUAAGUACCUUCCUCAGAUCUUGACCGAUCAAAUCAAGUUGGAAAAUUUGCAUCGCAAAUUUAAGCUGUUUUUAACGUAGUCGUUUCUUGAACUGAAAGCCUAGCAUGCUAUUAAUACAGUACUUGAAAAUUACCCUUCAAGUUGACGUAAUUAUGCCUGUUCAUG